AUGUGGCGGCCAGGGGCGGCGCGGGCGCUGGGUGUCGCGCGGGAAGCGGCGGCGGCGGCGCCGCGGUGGAGCGCGGCGGCUGCAGCGGCCGGGGCCAGUAGCGGGGCCGGGGCCGGGGCCGGGGCGCUGCUGAGGGGCGGCGCGGCGGAUUCUUCUCUACAGCAGUUGGAAUAUGCUUCGAAGGUGAAGAGCAAAACUGUUCAGUUUAUCAAUUUAAGAAGCACGGGAACUCUGAACAAUAAAAGCUCUUUAGAUGAGACCACUUACGAAAAACUGGCUGAAGAAACGCUGGACUCCUUAGCAGAUUUUUUUGAGGAUCUCACAGAUAAGCCAUUUACCCCAGAAGACUACGAUGUCUCUUUAGGGAGUGGAGUUCUAACAGUUAAAUUAGGUGGAAACAUGGGAACAUAUGUAAUCAAUAAGCAAACACCAAACCGGCAGAUUUGGCUCUCCUCACCCACUAGUGGGCCCAAGCGCUAUGACUGGACGGGACGGAACUGGGUGUAUUCUCAUGACAGAGUAUCCCUUCAUGAACUACUAUCAAAAGAAUUUUCAACAGCGUUAAAAACCAAACUAGAUUUGUCCUGCUUAAUAUAUUCUGGGAAAGAAGAUACUUGAUGAUUUUCUACGUCAUGGAAAUCAAAGACUUUAACUGGGAGCUCUUACUAGGUUUAUGAAAUACCUGAGCUUAAUUCUGUUGUUGUUUUUGUUACAUCACUGUGUUGUGUAACAACAUGGAAAUAACAUAUUUUUUCUUGAGUGCUCAGAGAUUGGGUUUCUGUGUCACUGCUUUAAUUUGUACCCACAUACAGUAGUACAGAUGUUUGAGGUGUCCAUUUCUAUCACUACAUUUCUUACUCUUAGCUAAGAAGUAAGUCAUGAAUUCCUGUUGUCCAUAGCCUGGUUUGGAUGCAGGGGCUGGCCCAUCUAGUGACUUCUGACCAGGGCACAAUUGCCAAACUUCUUGUGGUGGGGCCUUCACCCCCCAAAAGGAAAUGCCAGUGGAUUGCAUUGGCAUGAGUUCUGGUACUGUAUAUGGGCUGCAUUAAAACAUGAGGCUAGUGAAGGGAGUGUGGUGCAAUCAAGAGUGAGUAAGGCAUCACAGUCUAAUUGAACACAUGAUAAAAGAAGUGUAUGUGGCAGGUAGAAAUUUUCAUAUUGCUGUCUAUCGUGCUCUCGGUGACCCUGCUAGAGCAGGGGGGUUGGACUAGAUGAUCUCCCUUCCAACCUUACUGAUUCUAUAAUAUAGUAAGAGGUUUUUUUUCUCUGUGUGGCAGAAUUUAGUCUCUUCUCUAAUUUCCUAGUUUCUUUAAAUAUGUUUUUGGGGCUAAACUUUAAGCUGCAUGCACUUCUGUUUGGUGUAAGUAGUACAUGUAACUGAAAAAGCUGGCUGAGCAUGUUUAAGCUGUGCAGCAAUAACUGUACAAAUACUCUGUUACUAUGAAUUUCUUUUUGUUCCUUUUCUUUGAAGAGUCAAAAUGCAUAAUUUAUUUACUGUUUUUUUCUUGAGCAAAAUGAAGAUCCUCUCAUGAAAGCAAAAAUUUGCAUUAAUUUUUGUACUGCUGUAUUUCAUAAGUAACAGAGUAUAGGUCAUUUUUUGCCGUAAUAUGAGGCUUCCUUUAGUACCAUGCUGAUGCAAAAACAUUUUCCUUUUUUGCCUUAGAACUGAUGAAGCUCAAUCUAUUCCAGACUGUUAAGAAAUAGGAAUGAAAUAAAUUAUAUACCUCAGAUCUUAAACUAAAAAAAAAAAAAAAAAAAAAAGUGAAAUGAAAGAACACUGUGACACUUGGCACUGUUGUAAUAAAACUAAUAACAGGUUUUAAUUGCCUGUUAAAUGGAACCACAAAGUUAUUCACUGAUUCUUGAGGAAAUGGUUAAAGUGUAUUCUUUUAAAUUUUAUCUUUGUAUGAAAAGAUGUCCAAUUUUUGGAGGGGUUUCUUUGGUUCUUGAUUUCUGUGAUGCUUGUGUUACCAGCUUGGCAUGAUUUUCUCAAUAGCUAGAAUUAUUACGGGUGCAAUAAUUUGACAUGGAGAAACAAUAGCUAUAUAGCAUCAUUGCCCAGCACUUGUGUUUGAAGCACAAGUCUUGUUACCAGCUACUUCCCACCAUUAAAUAGAGCAAAAGUAAUGUUUCACUGGAGCCAGUUAAUUGUGCACACAGUGUUUACAUAGUUUUCAUUCAAAAUAAAAAAGAUGACAAUUAUCUGAAAAUACAUCUCUAUUAGAUGAGGUGACUUUCUCCAUGAGUAGCAACUGGUAUGAGUAGAAAAGACUAAAAAAUGCGAUUUUUCAAAACAAAGCUAAAAUUAGAACAUUUUUUUUUAACUUUUGGAACAGUAAAACUAGUUUGCAGUAUAUGAAGAACAGUAAUAAUUCAGCUCAAUCUCUCAGUAACUAGAAAAAGCUCAUUUACUUAGACUCAUCUUUGUAGACAGUAUUGAACUAAUAUUUGAAGCAAGGGUACUUACUCCUGAUUCUUCCUUUUGUUUAAUCACAUACAACUUGUGUCACAAGUCACAUAUGACUUUUAAAAAAUUACUUUCUUAUGUGAUUUGCAUUCAACUUACAUUCAUUAAUAUAAAUCAGACACAUAUUUGGAGGUUCAUCUGCCAUUCCCUUUCAUCUUGAACAACUGUUUACACCACAAUAAAGUUGUAUGUAGAAUUUGGAAUUUGUUAUAUGAAAGUGAUAUUUCAGUCUAUAAUGAUAAAGAAAAAACACUGCAGCCA
Messenger RNA from Rhea pennata, 2728 nucleotides. It is a transcript of the gene FXN, whose product is annotated as frataxin. Lineage: Eukaryota; Metazoa; Chordata; Aves; Rheiformes; Rheidae. Gene Ontology annotation, cellular component: mitochondrion. Gene Ontology annotation, biological process: iron incorporation into metallo-sulfur cluster; intracellular iron ion homeostasis. Bases 1 to 618 code for a protein of 205 amino acids. The record is from RefSeq and is a predicted model, not a curated record. The transcript is spliced from 5 exons. Gene Ontology annotation, molecular function: 2 iron, 2 sulfur cluster binding; ferric iron binding; iron chaperone activity.